Messenger RNA from Rotaria socialis, 1614 nucleotides. Lineage: Eukaryota; Metazoa; Rotifera; Eurotatoria; Philodinida; Philodinidae. The record is from the annotation of a GenBank genome assembly.
AUGGAUAAAAGCAAAUCACCCACAGCUAGCAGCGCAGCUUGUGCCGAAUACAGUGCAAAUGCGUUUUCAGCAGUAUCAAAACAAGCCAUUACUAGCGCCACUGUUGAAACUUCCUCAGAAGACUUUCGAGCACGACCAAGAAGAAUCGUGCAAAAUUUCCUUUUAGUAUGGCUCGAUGCUAAUAUUGAUGAAGGAAAGGAAGAUUUUCAAAAGGCGCUGACAGCGCUUCGAAAAAUUUUCGUGACGGUAGAACCUUUUACUGACGUUGACCAAUGUGUUGAUUACCUAACAAGUAUAGAUGAUCAGAAAAUUUAUUUAAUUACCUCUGCGUCACUUGGCCAAACGACAGUGCCACUUAUACAUGAUAUAGCUCAACUUGAUACGAUCUUUGUUUUCUGCUCAAACAAAGAUGAGCACAAAUUUUGGGCGAAAGAAUGCGCGAAAGUGAAAGGCAUUCACGACUCAAUACAGCCUAUAUGCAUGCAAUUAAUAAAGGCGACACAAUCAUGCGACCACGAUGCAAUACCGAUGAGUUUCAUACCAAAGCGACAAAUAUCAGAAGCAGCAUCCACAAAACAAAAUCUGGAUCAAUUACCGCCAUCUUACAUGUACUCGGUGAUUUUCAAGGACAUCAUAUUAGAAAUCGAUCAUGAUGACAACAAAUCUAUGAAUACUUUAGUGAACUUUUGCCGACAACAAAAUAUUCCUGAAAUACAGAUAAACUUAUUACAGAGUAAUUACCACGAGAAAUCACCUAUUUGGUGGUAUACGAAGCCAAUGUUUCUCUAUGGUAUGCUUAAUCGUGCCUUACGAAUGCUCGAUAUGGAAGUGAUGAUAAAAUUAGGUUUUUUUAUUCAAAGUCUGCAUCUGCAGCUGGAACAAUUGCAUCAAGCACAGUCGGCAAAUUUUCAACAAGCGUUUACCGUUUAUCGUGGUCAGGAACUGAGUCAAAAGGAUUUUCAGAAUCUACUAGAUUCAAAAGGUGGCCUACUAUCGUUCAACAACUUUCUAUCGACUAGUAAGGAAAGAGACGUGGCUACAUUAUUUGUUCAAGAGUUCGUGCCAAACAAUAAAGAUAUUGUUAGCGUUUUGUUUAUAAUGACAAUCGAUCCAACUACGAUAUCAACUUCAAUUACACCAUUUGCAAUGAUCCAUGAACAUAGUGCUAUUUCAUCGGAACAAGAAAUUCUAUUUACAAUGCACACUGUUUUUCGUGUCGUUGAAAUUCAACAGACGACUAAAAAUAAUCGUCUUUGGGAAGUACAAUUGACUAUUACUGACGAAAGUGAUCCACAACUUGCUGGUCUUACUGAUCACAUCAAAGAGGAGGUCCAAGAUUCAACUGGAUGGCGUCGAAUGGGUAAAUUGAUGCUCCAAGUGGGUCAUUUCGAUCAAGCUGAAGAACUCUACAAUGAAUUACUCGAGAAUGCUUCCACUGAUAGCGAUAGAGCACAUGUCUAUCACCAGCUCGGAUACUUGAAAAACGAUCAAGGGAAAUAUCCAGAAGCAGCUAAAUUCUACGAAAAAUCCCUCGCGAUCAAGCGGAAAACUCUUCCAGAAGAUAGUGCUUCAUUGGCUGCUAUAUGGAAGUCAUUAAUUAAUGUCAUUAAUUAA